This is a messenger RNA of Meloidogyne enterolobii, 1386 nucleotides long. Lineage: Eukaryota; Metazoa; Nematoda; Chromadorea; Rhabditida; Meloidogynidae. The record is from the annotation of a GenBank genome assembly.
GACAAAGUUUCCAAAAAACAUUGUGGAAAUGAAAAUUGCUCGCUAUUUAUUACAGCUAUUUUUCAACUGUGCCUUUGAGAUUUUUCGAAUUGAUGAUGUUAUAAUUAAUCCACAAAUGAUUGAUUUAUUAUUUGAUGAAGACACAACAACAAUUAAACCUUUACAAAUCCAUUCUAAAAUGGGAGAAGUAUUUCUUGAAACUGAUCAUGCUUUAAAUUUUGCUGUGAAUCAUCUGAUUUGUAAUCAAUUUAGAGUUGUUGUUCUUGAUAGUAGAUUCUACAUCGACCCCUACACAAUUGUUCUUGAACGCAUGUUCGAAGUGGAAAAUUGUAUAGACACCUUGAUUAAAAUUUUGAAAAAUGAAGGAAAUCUAUUUUUUGCUAUUACUUAUGAUACUCUUGAUUCAAGAAUUUACAAUUCUAUUAUAAAGCAUAUUGAAACAUCACAAGAUCUUUCUAAAAUGGCGAAAUAUAUUGAAUUUGAUAUUAUGUAUGGAUCUCUUAUUUCAAGUAAAAAUACAGAAAACAUCAAAACCAAAUUUAAAGAAGAUAUUAAAACAACAAAAUUUCAACUCUUUAAUGACCACAAUCCAAAAAUUAAAUUUUCUGUAUGCAUUGAAGACAAAUAUAAGCGUAUUGAUGUGUCAUUGUAUGAAAAAAACGUAAAGUUAGUUAGAGUUGUGCCGGGAGUUAGAGUUGUGAUUAAGAGAAUUAAUUGAUAAAUUUAUUUAUAGACUUAUUGUUAGGUACCGUAUUUGCUAAAAAUAAUUACCCAGUGUAAUUAUUGUUUUAUCUCGUUUGGGGGGGGGGUGAUUAAAAGAGAGGGGGUAAUUAUUUGAGAGAAGGACAUUAUUUCAGCAUUUGCGGUAGUUUAAUUUAUUUUCAUUGUUUAUUUUAAAAAAUUUGCUUUAAUUUGACUUUUUAGAUAAACAUAAUUUUCUAAAAAAUUUUCUUUUUUUAAAAAAGUUAUAAUUUCUGUAUAUAUUUCUUAAUUGCUUUUAUUUUAAAUUUUGUUAUUAAAAAUUAAUUUUUAGAAAUGCCAAAUUCUAAAAAUUUCUAGAAACGAGCAACAACAUUUUAAAGUGAAAAGGGAAAGGGAAAGAAGCUCUAAAAGAAGUAGAAGUCGUUCUAGAUCUCCACAAGAGAGAUGAAAAUGGUUGGAGAAGGAUUCGAGAACGAAAUGAAAAAGGAGUAGUUCAAAAAGAUUGAGAUGUAUUGUUGGGGGUUUAAACAUUCUCCUCCAGUUUUUAGGCGGUGGGUCAAUUUUUUACUUUAAAAAUGAUAAGACGGGUUUGAAUUUAUUUUGAAUUUUUAAGGCGGGGGUUACCAGAAGCCCAGGCUUUUUUCGAUCCGCUGCGAAGAAAUUUUCUUUUCGUUCAACCCGUCC